This is a messenger RNA of Rosa chinensis, 720 nucleotides long. Its product is annotated as oxysterol-binding protein-related protein 1D. The transcript is spliced from 4 exons. Bases 10 to 720 code for a protein of 236 amino acids. Gene Ontology annotation, cellular component: cytosol; membrane; intracellular membrane-bounded organelle. Gene Ontology annotation, molecular function: sterol binding. NCBI's taxonomy places the organism in Eukaryota, Viridiplantae, Streptophyta, Magnoliopsida, Rosales, Rosaceae. The record is from RefSeq and is a predicted model, not a curated record.
AGAAAAUGUAUGCUCAUGACCUCUACUUUUUUACCUGUUUCCUUUUGGUUACUGAAUUUGAAGUGGUCUGGUUUACAGGUCUCUUCAAUUCGUGCCAGCAAAUCAGAUGAUAAAAGGCUUUCCAUAUUCACAGGAACUAAAACUCUUCACUUGCGUUGUUUAUCUAGAGAGGACAGAGCUGCAUGGAUUGAGGCAUUGCUGGCUGCUAAAGAUCUUUUCCCCAGAGUUUUGUCAAGCAAUGAUUUAGUGCCUUCAGAAGAUAUAGUUGUUUCAACAGAGAAGUUACGAUUAAGAUUGGCACAUGAGGGAGUUGGUGAGCCAGUUAUCAAAGACUGCGAGUCAAUUAUGCUUUUAGAAGUCUCAGAGCUGCAAAACCAGUUGAAGGCUCUUCAGAGUAAACAUGUUAUGUUGUUAGACACAUUGAGACAAUUGGAGACAGAGAAAAUAGAGCUGGAAACUACAGUAGUGGACGAAACAAAGAAGCGUGAGUCAUACUGCAGUCAGGGCAAUAGGAGACAUAGUGAUUUUUAUUCCGUCAUGUCAGAGGGCAGUGGAACUGAUUCUGAUGCAGAAAAUGAAAGUCAAGAUGGAGGAGAUGUUGAAACAGAUGAAGAUGAAGGAACAUACUUUGAUACUUAUGAUAUUUUGUCUUCAUAUGCUUUAAGAAGUGCAUACUACCGGAGUAGAGAAGGUGCACUGAAGCAAAUGAAGAGGAAAUGA